This is a messenger RNA of Aspergillus novofumigatus IBT 16806, 894 nucleotides long. RefSeq lists its product as uncharacterized. The coding region runs from base 1 to 807 and encodes 268 amino acids. The record is from RefSeq and is a predicted model, not a curated record. Lineage: Eukaryota; Fungi; Ascomycota; Eurotiomycetes; Eurotiales; Aspergillaceae. The transcript is spliced from 4 exons.
AUGUCGUUCAAUAGAGAGGAAGCGAAAUGCCCUUCUCAUCUCACGAACCGGAUCUCCCACGGCGAGGUCACAGGGAACUUUCGCCAAUGGAGGACGGCAAUUGCAGUCACUGCCGCGAUUCUUUUCACUGUCUUUGCAAUCAUAGCUUCCAUCCUAGGCGCGGGGAGUGUACUGGCGUUGGUGCGCCGGACCUGGCGGCUUGUCCGGCCCAACUCGACAUGUCGUCCAUCACGAACAGCGCGAUAUCAGCUCGACUACUUCCAAUGGAACUUUCUGUUCGGUUUCGUCUACAUCGCCGCGUUGCUGGCUGUAGCCGUGGCCAUUGCCCACACCCUGGAUAACACUGCGGUCCUUCUUGUCAGUCUUCCUCUACCGCUAUUGGCUUUUCAGAUUAGCAGUCAAUUGGUAUUAGGCUCAAUGCUGGUCUGGCUGCGCGCCAAAUAUCCGUUUCGCGUUUCGUCGAUGGCAAAAGGCGCCUUGGUUCGACCAGGGGUGUACACAAUUAUUGAAGACGUGGUCGCGGUUGAUGGAGGACAGGGGGUGCAUUUCCGCCAGCUUCUGGAUGCUCGCUAUGAUUCGAGCAAAGCGCUCCAGGCCCUUCUACAACGGAUGGGCUGGGCCUGGGGCCUGUCCGGGCUGGGAGUGUCCAUCUUGCUCCUCGCCCUGAUUGGAAGCCUGACGAAUAAGGAAAUAUCAUUCGUCCUCGGCUGGAGCGUACCAUGGGUAUGGGUGACCGUUCUUACUCUGCUCACAUACUUCAUUGUCAGAACAGCCCAGACCUCUGAGGAGGUCACUGCUAUUGCUUAGCAAAGGACUCUGUUUUCCUCAUUUCUGGGGGUGCGGGGGAUCUCCCUGUCCUGUUGGUGAAGUCUAAAGAGCGUUGAUUGGCUCUUU